AUGGCACGAACCAGAGGCGCUAAGUCUUCUUCUCCGUCCGCCAGAAAGCCCGCGUCGCGCAAGGCGCCUGUGCAAGCUUCAACCUCUGAGCCGUCGCGGCCAGAAGUUGUUCCGCCGCCUGUGAAGCCCGCUCCAAAGAAGCGCUCAACCAAGCCGGCACUGCAAACGCCGCCGGCAAGGCGCUACCUUACCAGGUCAGGGGGCGGUCCCUGCAAAAAGCCCACUCCUGUGCCAUCUCCGGCACCGCCGGCGAAGCCUCAAGCAAGCCAGCCGCCGCCUCUUGAGCCUCAAAUUCCAUCUGAGCUAGCUCUAGAAGCAAUAAUCAGGAGUCCAAUGCUCACUCAGCCUCCAAUUGAAGGCAAUUUGGAUUGUAGAGCUAGGCCAUUCCAUUCUGAACUGUGUUUUGACACAACUGUCUUUCAGUUGCGCCCAGAGCUUGAAGGAUCAUUCUAA
Vitis riparia (riverbank grape) is the source of this 453-nucleotide messenger RNA. RefSeq names its product extensin-like. The coding region runs from base 1 to 453 and encodes 150 amino acids. The transcript is spliced from 2 exons. The record is from RefSeq and is a predicted model, not a curated record. NCBI's taxonomy places the organism in Eukaryota, Viridiplantae, Streptophyta, Magnoliopsida, Vitales, Vitaceae.